Solenopsis invicta (red fire ant) is the source of this 3770-nucleotide messenger RNA. Its product is annotated as cdc25-like protein phosphatase twine. The record is from RefSeq and is a predicted model, not a curated record. Gene Ontology annotation, cellular component: nucleus; cytoplasm. Lineage: Eukaryota; Metazoa; Arthropoda; Insecta; Hymenoptera; Formicidae. The coding region runs from base 652 to 2589 and encodes 645 amino acids. The transcript has 5 exons. Gene Ontology annotation, molecular function: protein tyrosine phosphatase activity. Gene Ontology annotation, biological process: protein dephosphorylation; positive regulation of G2/MI transition of meiotic cell cycle; positive regulation of G2/M transition of mitotic cell cycle.
CCAUAUCCACCCGCGCGCCCGCCACGAUUCGCGCUUCUUGUCGUCGACGGCAGUGUCGUGUGCGGCUUAUCGCAUUUGACUAACGAUUCGAAGAACGACCGUGUCCGGUCCCAGUGAGAGCCGGAGUGUCGUUGUCAGUGCGUAAUAAUUCCGGACGGAAUAUCGUCGCGAGUAAUCACGGUCAAUUAGCAAUCGCAUUCGGGACCAUCUCAUUAGACCGUCGUGACGAGUUCCGUCAGCGAUUUCGCGCCGAAAACGAUCGCGCCGCGGCGCCUCGGUGGGAGGAAAACGCACGUGAAUCGCUCCUGUUGCUCGUCGACUAGGAUCUACGAGGAUCUCUCGCGGGUCGACUCGAACUUUUCCUCGGCGACGUGACGUGCACGUGAACGUGUUUAUUCUGUCUGCGCGACAAGUUCGCGAACAUUGGGAAGUGCAGCCUUGUUGGUUAAGGACGUGCUUUGAAGACCGACCGCCACUCGUGCACGACGAGGAAAUCUUGUAGGCAUCAGCGUUAUUUAUUCCGGAAGCCAACGUCGUGCCUGACGAUUCGACGAUAAAUUCGAGAUAUCGCGGCUCGCCUACAUUCCCCGACUUGACUCGUUGAGCUGCUGUCGCAUCCACGCAAAGUAAACGUCGCCAACCAUCAUCGGAAUGGACGGAGAAUCUUCUACCGAGGGAGCCCUCGGCGAGGCACCGAUCUUCGAAUCGCCGAUGUCCAACAUCGCCAGCGAUCUAUCGAAAUCAUCACUGGAUUCCGGUAGCGCGAAGAAACGUCACUUUCCACGUUCAAAAGGUACCUCCAGCGCCUUUCAUUGCGUCAACGAUCAGAGAAGUGAUGGUGACAAGAGAGAAAGUUGGCAAGAUACGUGGACAAGAGAGAAAAAGGUUGAAGAUACGGAACGGAAUUAUUACGUAAAGACAUUGACCACUCGUGAAUGGCAAAAUUCAUCUCAUGGAAAAAAUGACUAUAACAAAGAGAACAAUGGUACCUCCAGCAAUUUGCCAUACAGCUGUACUCCGCAAAGACAGCGCUGUAAGAAAGUACGACAACCUUUGGAGGAUUACGAUGAGAACAGCCAGGACAGCGGCCAUCCGUCGAGCCCUAUGAGCGAAAAGCUGAGAAAGAGGCGCGAAUUGUACAGAAAUCUCAACAUCCCCGAAUUCAAGAUGAAAUACCCAAUGUGUUCAUAUACAUCUCCACCGCACUUUCGUGGCCUGAAGACCACGAGCUCGACCCUCUUGCGUAGCUUGUCAUCGGGAUACGAGAGCAUGGACGACGGGCUUAUGAGCGAGCUCAACGACAUGGAGACAACGGACGAGGAGGAGAUGCAGCUACCGAGCGGCAUUUCGAAGUUACUGUCCGGCGACAUAGUCGCGCCUGAGACAUCGGCGGACUAUGACGUCUCAACGACUCCCGAUUUCUCCCGGAAUCUAUCGCCCAAAGUGAAAACGUGGAUGUCCGUACAGAACGGCAUGUACAAACGAAACAUCCAAGCGAUGUCGCCGCCCGCACCGCUAGCGAGGUCACCGUCGCUGGCGAGACGGUCGCCGUCGGUAGGGAGAACAUCGUCGUCGCCGAGGUGGACGCCAUUGGAGAAGAAACCAUUGGAGAAGAUGACGUUAUCGAAGAUUCGCACUUGCUUGUUUCGGUCGCCGACAGCCUACUCCUCGAAGAGAAUGAUAACGAGGACAUUCAGCUACGACGAGGCAUCAGCGCCCUACUAUAGAUUACAAAUGGAGAUCUCGCCGCAAUCCGCGAGGUCUUACAAACGACCAUCGGAGGACCUGCUGGAGGACGAGGCGUCAAUAUUGAAAAGAUCGCGCAAGUCCCAAGGCUUACGUCCGGACGCGACUCCCGUGUCGGCGAGACGCUCGAGUACCUUGACGCGGCCGCAAAUCGCCCUGCAGAGAAGCCUGUCAGAGACCGUCGAGACACACACGAAUAUCAAAUGGGCGAUUCACCGCAGCACCACCGACUCCGAUCUCAUCGGCGAUUUCAGCAAACCGUGCAUCCUGCCACUGACCAGCGGCAUUCAUUCGGAUCUCAAGACCAUCACGUCCGACACUAUGGCGGCGCUCUUACGUGGCGAGUUUGCCGACCGCGUUAAUUCCUACUCGAUCGUCGAUUGCCGAUAUCCGUACGAGUACGAGGCGGGCCACAUCGAGGGAGCGGUGAACAUCUACAACAUAGAACUCAUCCAACAGAUCAUGUUCAAACAUCUGGCCAAUAUUACCCCCAAGAUCCAUGUCGAUACGGACAAACGCAACAUACUCGUGUUCCACUGCGAGUUCUCGUGGGAGCGUGCACCGAAUCUCUCGAGAAUUCUCCGCAGACUGGAUCGCGAAUGUAACAAGGAGCAUUACCCAGCGUUGCACUAUCCGGAGAUGUAUCUCCUACUGGGGGGUUACGAGAAGUUUUACGGCGAGCAGAAGGAGUUCUGCUCGCCGCAGGAUUACAAGCCGAUGAAGCAUCCCAAUCACGAAGCGGAAUGUCGAUUCUUUCGCAGCAAAUGUAAGAGCUGGCAGGCGGAGAAGACCAAAGGGAUUGGCCAGACGGUGCGAGCAAACCUCGAGCGUUUUGCCUUUUAAACAGACAUUCGUUUUUCUUUAUUUCAAUUUAAUCUAAUUUAAGGCUCAAUCCGCUCCCGUACUAGUCGCGAAUCGUUUAGACGUUGAACGUCCUCAGAGACGGUCGGGAUAUAAAAUACGCGCGCACCAUGCGCGUCGCUAAAGUGCAAACGGUGUAAAGAGACUACUCGUCCAUUAUUUUUUUUUUUAUUUUUGGUUGCUCUUUGCGCUAUACAAUGUGACUGACUCGAGGAAUUUUCUACGAGUGUCUUACAUAUGAUCUAAAAAAGAAUGUAGAUGUAAAUGUCAUUCAACCAUGUAUAGAUUCUAAUCGAGCUUAAUACUUAGGCACUUUAGUUUACGCGGAGCGAUUAGAAUUUAUAGAUUGUACUUUUGAUAAUGACGAUUUAGGCUAUGGUGAUAUAUGCGACUGUCCACACAUCCUGAGGUCGAAAUUUGUACAUAAAAAUUAUAUCGGGCAAGAUCAUAUACUAUACGUCACUCUAUAAUUAAGUAUAUUCUGUAAUCAAACAAUGCAAUACAUCUACGUGCUGACCCGAAGUAUAACAGGGCAUAAUGCCGUGAACGUAGGUUACAAAUUUCUUUUAAAACACUUCGGGCGGCAUCUCAUUAUGUAUAUAGAUCAUAUAGGACAUAUGAUUGAGACGAAUUUCAACGAUUUCACGUCGUCGAUCUCUUGUCUCUUUCUGUUAUUAUUAAUUUGCCAAGGUUUUUUAAAGCAAACGCUUACGGUCGAUUCUAAAAAUUACAUAAAGUGUUACCAAUUCGUUGUUGCAAUUUGAAAAAUGUAUUAUUAAUAUAAACACGAGAGGCUAAUCCUCAAGUACUCGCGUUGAAUGAAUGCGAUUUAAUUGAUGUUUCUUUUGGUUGUACAUUUUUUUUCAAAAGAAGAAUAGAAGAGAGUUAGUUUCAGCCGCGUUUUGAGUAGAGGAUUUAAAUUCUAUAAGAAUUUAGCACAAAAUCUGCUUUUUUUUUCUCAAACUUCUCUUCAAGAGAUCAAAGGCAGAGAAAAGCGCAAAUACUUGGGGAUUAAUCGAUAACUGAAUUAACGAUAAAUUAACUCAAGUCAAAUUUUUCCAUCGAACCACGUGAUACAAAUGCUAUUAAAUGUGCAAAUUUUUUUGUUGUUACAUUGUAAAAAUUAUUUUUACGUUACAUAGAUAAAUAUUUACGCCACGUAA